UGCAAAACAUUGGUCUGUUCCAGAGGAGGAGCCAUCAACUAACCAUGAUCUCCUCCCCGUACAGGGCAUGUUGAUUCUUGAAAGGCUUGCUACCUUUGAUCUUGAGAACUGUAUAGAAAUCAGCAGAGCAACUGGCCUCAUUUCAAAGAUUGUAGAGUUCACAAGCAACAUGACUGACAUGAAAAAUAUUGGUGAGACACACGAGACACUCCUGAAACGUUCAUCAAUGAAGCUGCUGGCAAGACUUGCAAGUACUAAAGGCAAAUUUGGUGUAACUUUGCGUCAGAAGAUUACAGAACAUCUCUUCCUCUGGAGCAACCUUGCAGAGAUCUUGGAUAACAGAGGGAGCAGCCAAGAACUUAGGGAGCUUACAGCAGAACUGAUUAGAAACUUUGCCAUGGAUGGAAAUGUGAAUAAUGAGAUCGGGCACAUCCCGAUGAUCAUUAGCAGGUUGAUGCAUGCAUUUCUUAGCCAAGGCGCAUCCUCAAGUGCAGAUUCAGAUCAGUUAUUACGAAUGAAUGCUGGGCAAGCACUAGCACUACUGGCGAUGGAGAGUGUCAGUAACUGUCUGGUUAUGUUAGCGGAACCAGGGUAUGUCUUCAUCAAGGAACUCACAAUUAUGAUCCAUAGUGGCAGGUACAGGUACAUAGCUUCAAGCCUGUUGCAGAAUAUGUGUGUGCAUGCUCAAUCUGAGCUUGGCGACUCGGACCUGAAGGAAAUCUCCUACAUUACGAGAGAGGUGCUGGAAGGAAUAAUGGAUGCAGAAGGGACAGAACUGGAGGUUCUUGUUGGCCUUAGUUCACAAAUAUGUAAUGUCAUUCCAGGUGAUUUUGCGCGAGAACUAGAGCAUGGUCAGAUUAAGGAAAGAUUUAUAAAGAGGCUUGUUGAUGCACUUAAGAAAAAUAUGAUACCCACCUGUCGUUGUCCCGGAAUCAGGAGGGUGAUAGUUGAACAUGCCAUAUACAUGAUGGAGUGUAAUCCUGGCAACGCCAACUGUUUCAAAAAAUACUGGAUGAUGGAAGCACUGCUAAAGGUGGAGCGUACAACUUCAAGGGCUGAAAAUUACAGGUUCUUCUCGGGUGAUGCAGGACUCAUGGAGCACAGCGUACCUCUAUCUGCACUUGUGUCCAGAGCAAAAGAACUGAUGGGCCGUGGGUAG
Molecule: messenger RNA, 1159 nt
Organism: Aegilops tauschii subsp. strangulata
Lineage: Eukaryota; Viridiplantae; Streptophyta; Magnoliopsida; Poales; Poaceae
Source: RefSeq, a predicted model, not a curated record